AUGCCACCACCUGAAAUACCAAAGCUACAGAACUACUCUGGUCUAUCAUCAUUCCUACAGGAGUUCAAGAAUGCUGGUUCAACAGAUGCAGUGCCACCUGCACCCCUAAUCAGUCGUGAUAAAGUAGACAGAGAGAAGAGAGAGAAGAUACAACUACAGAAUAAUGAGAAGAAUCAGAAACUUUUGAAGCAAUGGGACCCUCAUUCAAAUACCAAGUCGACAGGUGACCCUUACAAGACAUUGUUCGUCUCGAGGAUCAGCUACAAAACCUCUGAACAACAACUUACCGAGUACUUUGAACAGUUUGGACCCAUAAAGAAGAUAAGACUGGUGACUGACCAGGAGGGCAAGUCCAAGGGCUACGCCUUCAUCGAGUUUGAGAAGGAGAGAGAUAUGAAGAACGCAUACAAGUUAGCUGAUGGUGAGAAGUUGGAGGACAGGAGAAUGUUGGUCGACAUUGAGAGAGGAAGAGUUAUUAAGAAUUGGAAGCCAAGGAAGUUUGGAGGUGGACUCGGUAACACAAGACUGGGUGGUCCAGAUGUCAAUCAGACAUUCUCAGGCCGUGAGCUUAAUGAGAAGCGCGAGAUGGAUAAGCGUCGUGAGGAAAUGGAGAAAGAGAGAGGCAGUGGUGGUGGUGGUGGCGGUCGACCAUCUUUCCAAUCGCGAGGUGGUGGCCCAGAGCGCAGAGAUAACAGUUCUGGAUUCCGUGAUAGACGUCCCUAUGACAGACCGUCGGGAGGUGGCCGUGGAGGAUACAGUGGCGGCGACAGAGGUGGUGGCGGUGGUGGCGGCGGCUAUGAACGCAGAGAUGACAGAGGUGGCCACGAGUCAAGAGGCUCGUACGGCGGUGGCGGAGACAGAGGAGACAGAAGUGAAAGAGGAGGAUAUAGUAGCAACAGAGACAAUGGCAGCAGUGGAGGAGGCGGCUACGACCGCAGAGACAGCAGCAGCGGCGGAGGUUACAACAGCAGCAGCAGAGAUGGUGGCGGUGAUCGCGGCGGCAGAGAUGACCGUGGAAGAGAAGACCGCGGCAGCAGAGACGAUCGCGACAGAGGAGGACACAGCAGCAGCAGAGACGACAGAGGAGGCGGAGGUGGAUAUCGCGAUGAUCGUGGCAGCCGAGAUGACAGAGGAGGCAGAUCGUCAAGUGGAGGAGACUACAGAAGACACGAUCACGAUGGUGGACAUCGUGGCGGUGGAAGCAGUGGCGGAAGGGAGAGAGAACGCGACAGAGAAUAUUGA
Molecule: messenger RNA, 1242 nt
Organism: Acytostelium subglobosum LB1
Lineage: Eukaryota; Evosea; Eumycetozoa; Acytosteliales; Acytosteliaceae
Exons: 3
Coding region: 1-1242 (413 amino acids)
Biological process (GO): mRNA splicing, via spliceosome
Cellular component (GO): U1 snRNP; U2-type prespliceosome; precatalytic spliceosome
Molecular function (GO): U1 snRNA binding; mRNA binding
Source: RefSeq, a predicted model, not a curated record